Funneliformis caledonium is the source of this 135-nucleotide messenger RNA. NCBI's taxonomy places the organism in Eukaryota, Fungi, Glomeromycota, Glomeromycetes, Glomerales, Glomeraceae. The record is from the annotation of a GenBank genome assembly.
AAAUAUUAUCAAGACGAUCAUUUCCCUAUUUGGGUCGUAAUCGGAAAUGAUCAAGAUGAUCAUUUCCCUAUUUGGGUCGUAAUCGAAAAUGAUCAAGAUGAUCAUUUCCCUAUUUUGGGUCGUAAUCGGAAAUGA